AUGUCAGAUGAAAAGGGUUCAUUGGAAUAUCUCCCAAUCUAUUCAUUCCUCUUUCUGAAUGAAAAGGGGUCUAGUUUAUAUAAUGCUUAUGACCGAAAUGAAGUAGUUAAUAAAUUAGUUAUCAAAAUUGACCAAGAUGGUGAUCGAGCCCCGAAGUUUUCCGUUGCAGAUGAUAUUUCUGAAGUAUACGGCUUGCCUGAGAUUUAUGAAUAUAUUAAUGGUCAAAACCCUUUAAGAGCUGUGAUCGAUAUAGAUACUUUACAAGAAGAUAUGGUAGCAAAUGGAAUUAAGACACAAGAAGUAUUCAUUCGAAUCUGUUUAUCUUUCAUAAGAGCUUUGUAUCGAAUUCUUGAUUCUCUUCUUAUUGAUCAUCACGAACUCAAAGCAUUUACUGAAUUAGUAUAUACCAUAACCGAUAAUGGCUGGAAUGAACUUGAUCUUGCUAGGAUUCAACCGCCUUCUAGUUUAGGACUAAUAUUCACUAUCGAAGAAAAGGGUUCAGAAAACUUUGUAUAUUUUAACCGAAAAGCUCUACUAGAAUGUCCACUCUGCAAACGUAUACAUGACAAGGAUCAGCGGUGGUUCAGCCGUGUAUGCGCUAGUAGUGAAAAAAUUCAGCAAGAAAAUAAAAAAUCUCUACAACCCUCUCACAAGGUCAAGGUUCUGGGUUUCCCAAAAGCCUUCUUAAAAUUCCCAUCUUGGGUCAAGUAUAAUGAAACCCUUUCAGCAACAGAAACGUAUGAGGAAAGAUAUGUAAGACCAUUACCCAAUGAAGGUGAUAUUUAUGUAGGGUCUCCUUGGGAAACUGGAAAAACCUAUGUUCUUGAACAUCUCACUAUUUCUGAUGAUGUAAAUUUGCUUGUAUUAUCCACGCGUCACUCUUAUUCUAAUGCUGUUACUACAAGACUUAAUCUCAAAUCAUAUUGCGAUAUUGAUGGUAAUAUAAAUCUAUCUGAUCACAAGAGGGUAGUAUGUCAGAUAGAGAGCUUACAUCUAUCUAUAAUUGCUCAAACACAAAGUCGUCUGGCAGGUCAAUUGAUAGAAAAGUUAUAUAAAUUAAUCCAAGGGGCCAAGCAAAUGUCUUUAUUACCUUUUGAGAAUCGAACCAGUGCAUCACUCAUCUGCCACCUCAGAAAGGAUGUGCAAGGGAUUAUUCGUGCACUUAAGACUGAUUUUCUGAAAUUAUGGAUCAAGGAAUAUCAUGGUAAAUCUGAUCCAGUAGAAAAGGCCCAUGACUUCAGUAAUGUAGAAGAAUCAUGA
This is a messenger RNA of Funneliformis geosporum, 1260 nucleotides long. The record is from the annotation of a GenBank genome assembly. Lineage: Eukaryota; Fungi; Glomeromycota; Glomeromycetes; Glomerales; Glomeraceae.